Molecule: messenger RNA, 939 nt
Organism: Triticum turgidum subsp. durum (durum wheat)
Lineage: Eukaryota; Viridiplantae; Streptophyta; Magnoliopsida; Poales; Poaceae
Source: the annotation of a GenBank genome assembly
AUGGAGGAGUCCUCUUGCAACACGGUGCCCCCGGGGUUCAGGUUCCACCCCACGGAGGAGGAGCUCGUCGGCUACUACCUCGCCCGGAAGGUCUCCUCCCACAAGAUCGACCUCGACAUCAUCCAGGAGGUCGACCUCUACCGGAUCGAGCCGUGGGAUCUUCAAGAGAGGUGCGGCAAGUACGGCGGCGGCGGAGGAGGGCAGGAAGAUCCGACGACGGAGUACUACUUCUUUAGCUACAAGGACCGCAAGUACCCCAGCGGCACGCGCACCAACCGCGCCACGGCCGCCGGCUUCUGGAAGGCCACCGGGAGGGACAAGCCGGUGCUCUCCUCGUCCUCGUCGUCUCCCGCGGCCGUGAUCGGCAUGAGAAAGACGCUUGUCUUCUACCGCGGCCGCGCCCCCAACGGCCGCAAGACCGACUGGAUCAUCCAUGAGUACCGCCUCCAGUCCAACGAGCACGCGCCCACACAGGAGGAAGGGUGGGUGGUGUGCCGCGCGUUCGUGAAGCCGGUGCCCAGCCAGCAGCACAGGCUGUCCUACGGCGGCGGCGGGUACCCGACGAUGAACGGCAGCUACAGCUCCGCCUCCAAUUACUACUACUACGACAACCCUAACGCGCGCCUGAUGGUCGCCGGCGGGGGUCCGCCACAUGAUCAGCAUGUUCUGGCGGCGGAGUCCAAGCAGCAGGUGCAGCUGUUCCCCUCCGACCUGCCGCCGCCACUCCAGAGCCCGACCUUCGACGGCGAGGGCGAGGGCGACAUCUCGCAGAUCAGCGGUGGGUGUAGCAGUGCGGAUCAGCAGCUGGCGGCUGCUGCUGGGACGAUCGACUGGAACCUGUGGAGCAGCUUGCUGCCGUCCACGGCGCCACAGCUCUUCCACGGCCAGACAAUGACGCCGCCGCCGGCAGCCAAUUCGAGCUCCUCCAAGAACACUUAA